CCAAACUCUGCUCAGCUUACCUACCGCAUCCACAGUCUCAGAGCUCGCAGAGGUCUAAUGGGCAGAAAAAAAAAACCCCCCGAAGCAAUCCUGGCAUCGAUCCUGGCACCGGUAUUGUUUUUGUCUUUCUUAUAUGCUUCACUCUGGGAUCAAGCAUUGAUAUUUGAAAGGGGCAGUAUUAGGAAUAGUUUGAGAGGAAUACUUGGCAGGAGUAUCCUGGCGUCACGCGCUUCCUUGAAGUCAGCGUUGACGACAACAGCAGCCCCACAGACGCUUGACCAGCCUGCACUGGCGGAGAAGCGAAGGUCCUUGCACUCGGUGGUUAGCGAAUCGGGCCAUAAACUGACGUUUCUAGGAUUGCUUGAGCAAGCCCACUUCAGCCAGGACCAAGGAGCUUAUACUUGAAUGCUCCAAGCGGGACUUGGUUGCGAUUGAUUGCCCGAUUGGACCAGGCCUGUUUGCCGCAAAGCGCUCCUUGAAGAUACAUCCUCACCCUAGUCUUCUGCCAUUAACGUUUGUUCAUGUAUGUGGAUCCCAUUGGCGGGAUCAAUUUGAACUGGAGAAAUUGGUAUAUAUUGAGUUCCUGCUCUGCUCUCCUGUCCAUGAAAAUCUUCAUUGCCCUUCAUUCCUCCUCCCCUUCGAAAAAACCCAACCGCGCUUGUGUUGUGUUCAGCAAGCUUUCCACUCAUUUUUCCAUUCAUUUUUUUUUUAAAACCCAACCCACCAACCCUCUUCAGGAUCAAAUCACCCGCUCUUUCUGCUCUGCAUCAGUGAUACCAGUUUGAACACUGCAUCCUCUCAUUGCAUCAAGAACAACAUGAACCGUAUCCAACUUUCCCUGCUUUUCCUCGCCGUGUGCUCGGGGCUUUCCCAAGCUCUUGGCUCCCCACACAAAUCCCACAAAUCUGCACCACGUAAGGUGGUGGCGCCGAAAUCCCGGACCGUCUCGCAAUGCACUCCGAUGUCCGAGACCUUCUCAUCCUCCGGAUUGCCUCCUUCCUGGGUCCAACUUUCGACCAAUCCUCAGGCUCACAAGAUGAACCCCGGGGGUGGUGUCAAUCUUGCACUCAACCCUCCUGUUGGACCUGUCUUGCAAUCCGCAAAUGGCAAGACCAACGACAAGCUGGGUGAUGGUUCCACCCUGAACUCGACUUACUCUUUCCUCUACGGUAAAGUUUCCCUCACCCUUGCUGCCUCGGACGUACCCGGUGCGGUUGUAGCACUUGUCCUCUUCGGCACAACCACCGCCGAUGAGAUUGACAUCGAGAUCCUCGGUGGGGACGCCAAGCAUUGGCAGACCAACGUUUUCCGUCCCGCGCCGGGGGAAACCGAGCCUCUCUACGGCGUCUUCGGUGGUGUUCACGACUACGCCAACGGGGGAACCACUGGUGGCAUCCACACCUACACAGUUGACUGGAGUCCUUCCGGAAUCACUUGGUCAGUUGACGGCCGUCCCGUUAGGACCUUGACUCCGGACCAAACCCUCCACAAUGGCCAACGUCACUACCCUUCAGCCCGCUCGCGCAUCCAACUCGGAUUAUGGGACGCCAGUAGCCCCGAGGGCACCAGUGACUGGGCACACGGACCAGUGCCAUGGGCCAAACGUCAACGAAAACCGGUGACUGCUUUGAUCAAGUCGAUCAAAGUCGAAUGUCCAUACUAGUCCAUUCACUUCUACUUUUAUCCUUUUUUUUCGUCUUUUUUUAUCAAACGGUCAAUACCGUCGUUACCACACACACUCUCUACAAUUUUUAUUUCUGUAGUAGUACCAAGCCCAUUUUAGACCUCUGGACGUUUGACACCCUUGCAUGUAUCUUAUCGAUUUAUACACAUUCAAUUCUAUAUAUCCAGCUUUGGAAAUAUUAACGUUUUUGCCAUUCUUUGAUGGGUUGUUCCUGACUGUUGCUUACCACAGCAUGUGCCUUGAUAGAAUUAGGCUGAUAAAUUGCUGAUUAUGUACAACAAAUAGUCUACUUGCACAAAUAUGCCACAUCUCCUCUAGGUUGAAACAGACCUUGCGCAUAUUCUGGUAGACUUGAUGCACUUGUUGCUUUUCAUUCUAUCUUUUCAAUUUAACUAACAGAAAAAAAAGACAAACAUGUGAACAAAUGACAUCAACAUCAUUGUGUUGUCUUUUCUUCAAAAAAUGGUUAUAUGCAAUUC
This is a messenger RNA of Puccinia graminis f. sp. tritici CRL 75-36-700-3, 2163 nucleotides long. RefSeq lists its product as uncharacterized. The transcript has 7 exons. The record is from RefSeq and is a predicted model, not a curated record. NCBI's taxonomy places the organism in Eukaryota, Fungi, Basidiomycota, Pucciniomycetes, Pucciniales, Pucciniaceae. Gene Ontology annotation, cellular component: fungal-type cell wall. Gene Ontology annotation, biological process: fungal-type cell wall organization; carbohydrate metabolic process. Gene Ontology annotation, molecular function: glycosyltransferase activity; hydrolase activity, hydrolyzing O-glycosyl compounds. Bases 818 to 1663 code for a protein of 281 amino acids.